CUCUCAUUCACGAUCUCGUGGGACUAGGAUCUCCAGGUUGGUGAAAAUGGGAAGGGUGUUCGUGAUAGAACUCGAGGGACCCGCCUAUACAUGCAUAGAGUGCCACACACACAUCGGAGUCCCCAGUGAUAUCAUCUCUAAAGAGAUCGAGGAAGUUUUUGACAUCCAUGACAAUGACAUCAUAUAUGACUUCAGUAGACUCUUCAAUACGUUUCUGGCUAAAAACACGUUCUAUUCUGCUUUGCAAAGUAUCUUUUGUGUCGGUUGUGCUAAUGGCAUUUAUAACAUAAGCCAAGUUGAUGAGGGUGGUCCGACUACUUACUGGGUUGUGAGGAAGAGAUUCCAUGGACCAGAAGGAAGCGAUGAUGAGGUUUAGGAGGUUCACAAAAAGACAGUUUGAAGUAGAAGUAUAUGUUUUUGAAUUUCAUAUUCCUUUGUAUAGUGUGUGAGUAGUCUCAAGAACAAAUCACAUAUUCCUUUUGGGGUUUUGAUGACAUUUGAAAUUAAUGAAUUCAUCUGCAUAGUUUACAUGUUUAUUAUGUUUUCUUAUAAUUGAAUAAUUUGAUAA
Messenger RNA from Brassica napus (rape), 568 nucleotides. Its product is annotated as protein yippee-like At3g55890. The coding region runs from base 47 to 376 and encodes 109 amino acids. The record is from RefSeq and is a predicted model, not a curated record. The transcript has 5 exons. NCBI's taxonomy places the organism in Eukaryota, Viridiplantae, Streptophyta, Magnoliopsida, Brassicales, Brassicaceae.